UGUCUGAAGGAGCGAGUCGGACCUUCAGCGUCCCGCCGCGCGACCUGUGAAGGAAUCCGUGAAUGAACCCCUGAGAGGCGGAAAGCGGACCGAGUUGGACAUGAAACCUGGGAGUCAAGAAGAAGUGGACACUGAGGCAAUGAGACACUGAGGCAAUGAGGCACUGAGGCACCGAGACUCUGAGGCAAUGAGACACUAAGGUACUGAGGCAAUAAGGCACAGCAUGUUAACGGGUUUGGAAUUUGGUGAGUAAUUGGUUUCUCCUUCACUCCUCUUCCAUGACAAACCGGAACGAACCACCUCCACCGUGUGCCAGCCAAAUGUGCGAGGGAACGGUUCGAUCCCGAGACGCCUCUGCACUACCUGGCGGUGCCGUGUAUGGACAGCUUCCUCCCAAAUGAAGUUGAUUGGGAGGUGAGUGGGCUCAGCUGUCCAUGAUGAGAUGCCACCAGCUGGGUCCCUCUUCUUCAACUGCACCCUGCGUCUCUGCAGCCUUCGACUUCUUCAGUUGUUCACUCUGAGACAUGAAAAGAAGAGAGAACGGAAAGAAAGGAAAGAAAGAGACGAGCUUUCUGAUUCUGGCAUUCCUGAGUGCGCUGAAUGCUGACCCGAGAUAUUGUCUCCAAGGACAACGUUGUAACACUAAGAUGAAGCCACAAUGGACGACCUUAAUUCCGUAGACUUCUCCUUCACCUAGCGACGCCGGUGGGUUCUUCAUCGAUUAUCGGUUCAUCGCACUGUCACUUUCGGUCUCCCUCACUCAUACAUGAGUGUGAGGAUCUGCCCUGAGGACAUCACUACCAGCUAGUGACCAGACGGUAGAAGUGCAGCUAUUUAAAGAUGGGGGCUCAAGCAGGACCACUGAUGGGUGUCUUCAGCUCUACCACUGCCUCAGUGGACAUCAGUGGCUGGAUGACCUGGCCUGGGAACACCACCGUAAGCCUGAACCAGAGCCUGUUCUGGACCGACCCCAGCACCAACUUGUCCUCCACUUCGUCUUCCAGUCAUGGUAUAGCCAGGCAAGCCAUCAAAGAGAAGAACUGGCCAGCGCUUCUUAUACUCAUCAUCAUCCUGCUUACCAUAGGAGGGAACAUUCUCGUUAUUAUGGCCGUGUCGCUGGAGAAGAAGCUGCAGAAUGCAACUAAUUUCUUCCUGCGGUCUUUGGCUGUAGCAGACAUGUUGGUGGGCAUCCUAGUAAUGCCCAUCUCCCUUAUCAACAUCCUGUAUGACUAUGUGUGGCCACUUCCUGAAGCUCUGUGCCCGAUCUGGAUCUACCUAGAUGUGCUUUUCUCCACGGCCUCAAUCAUGCACCUGUGUGCCAUCUCUCUGGACCGCUACGUGGCUAUCUGCAACCCCAUCCAACAUAGCCGCUUCAACUCACGCACCAAAGCCAUGCUGAAAAUCGCCGCCGUCUGGACCAUCUCUAUAGGUAUCUCCACUCCUAUUCCCGUGAUCGGGCUCCGUAACACAGAUAAAGUCUUUGUAAACGGAAGCUGUAUGCUGAACGAGGAGCGUUUUGUGUUGGUCGGCUCCUUCGUGGCCUUCUUCAUCCCUCUUGUCAUCAUGGUGGUCACAUACUGCUUAACCGUCCAAGCCCUUCAGCGCCAAGCCUCUGUCUUCCUCUAUGAGGCUAAAGCCUCUUCCCAGCAGCCCUUGCAGCCAUCAGCCCCGUCUUCGUCUCAGUUGGCUCCGCCCCCUGUCUCCUCCCGCCGAAGCAGCCUGAACUGUCUGCGGAUGGGGAAUUCACUGACCCCAUCAACACCUGACAGCAUCUCUAUGGUGGCUGGCUCAGAGGCGCCAUCUCAGCUCAGCUCUCCAGCCGUAUCCCACGGCCGUCGUGGCAUGAUGCAGGCCAUCAAAAAUGAGAGGCGGGCCUCCAAGGUUCUGGGUGUAGUGUUCUUCCUCUUCCUGCUCAUGUGGUGCCCUUUCUUCAUUACCAACGUGUUGUCUGUGCUGUGUCGUGGCGCAUGCAAUGAUCCCCUGCUCUCCGACCUGCUCAAUGUGUUUGUGUGGGUGGGCUACAUCUCAUCGGGUGUGAACCCUCUGGUAUACACUCUCUUCAAUAAGACCUACAGGCGUGCCUUCUCCAGCUAUAUGCGCUGCCGGUACAGCGGAGUCCGACUCAAGCCUGUGGCUAUCCAUGUGCCAUGCCCAUCUCAAGCCGCCGUCACACCACUUCUAAUUUGCGUAGACGUUGACCGGAACAGUAACUGCCGCAACGGAGACGGUAACACACUUCAGAAACUGGAGAUGCCCGAUAUUGACACUCAUCUUGGGAUAGAGAUGCAAACUGGAGUGUCGGCGCUAUCCGUCAACAGCUGUCAUACACUGGCAGAGCACACCAGCAGUGUUUGAUUCACUAAAGGCGGAGCUGUUCUCUGUAGCAUGACCACCAGGAUCAGCUCUGUGUGUUUGUGUACUUGUUUUUUACUCAAGGAAGCACCACCCCAAUGGAACCCACACCAGCACUGGGGCUGGAAAUCACCACACUGUAGAAUGUACGCUGGCGGAGCACGAGGGGGAUAAUUUACAGCAUCAGGGACUAACCUGGUUCAAUGCAUUAAGACAAUCUAGGACAUUCUGCACUGUGUGGGAAUUGAAUCUGAAGUUUAAAAAAAAAUCUAUAUGAUGAUGUGUUUGAACAGGUUCAGAUAUCUGAAUGCCAUAAAGUGUUGCAUGGCUUAAUCUAGUUUUUUUUUCAAUAAAACAAUACAGAACAGUGUGAAUAAGCAACGUGGCUUCCAAAGAGAGAGCUCCAGCUCCCUCGUGUGGUUCUUUAUGAAAAUGACAGAUGGCUUCUGAGAUGCAGGAAUAAGGAGGCUGACCUACAUUCACCCCCAAUCAGGUGUUAAAUUAUGUACACCAAGUCCAUCAAAUCUUGGGAUAAAUGAAGUUUCCAUUACAUACAUUACAUAUGUUUGUUUCCAUGUACCUUUCAAGCAUUGGUGGGUAACAGCCUAGGACUAUCUAUGCAUAAUAAUCAAUGCAUUUUGGAAUAGCAGGAUCUGGAAUGUUUUAUUUCAUAUAACCCGACAGAUUAGAAGAGAAAAGGCUUAACAAAGUCCUCAGAUCAUCUUAUAACCCAAAAAACCCACCUGUAAUUGUGUAUCCAUGUCAAAUCUGUAGAAUGGAAUGCAGUUACAAUCUUAAACACCAUUUCUAAUCAAGGCAUGCAGUGUGUUGACUAUCUAAAGGUUUGAGACGUGGUUUAGAUGUAAGAUCAUGUGAAAGGUUACUUCCUAAAUCAUCGAAGGUUACCUCCUCAAUCGGUGCAAGAAGUUGGAGAAUUUUCUCUUGAAUGUACUGUAAAUGUCAGUUAUCUAGUGGUAUUGGCGAUGAAGUGCGAACACUCAGCAGAACUACACAGGAUGCAUGAUUUCUGCUGCAGGUCGAUGAAAAGCCACAUCUCAAACAGCAAAACCUAAUCUGUCAGAUCCAAACCAUAUGUUCAGAGGAGUUAUAAUUGUGUGUUGUUGUGUAAAAUGCUGUAAAUGCUUGUUGUUUUGUAAGUGUGUAGAAUUUUAGUACUCGGUAUAUAUUAAAGACCCUUCAUUCAAACUGCCAUUUUAUACCAAAACCUGUGAAUGUUUGUUCAAAUCACUUCUCAAUCAUUUACACAACCUUUUUUUGUGAUGCUGCUAUUUAUUUAAUAAACUUCCAUGAUCAUU
Molecule: messenger RNA, 3668 nt
Organism: Tachysurus vachellii
Lineage: Eukaryota; Metazoa; Chordata; Actinopteri; Siluriformes; Bagridae
Gene: htr2cl1
Product: 5-hydroxytryptamine (serotonin) receptor 2C, G protein-coupled-like 1
Exons: 7
Coding region: 841-2355 (504 amino acids)
Biological process (GO): G protein-coupled receptor signaling pathway, coupled to cyclic nucleotide second messenger; chemical synaptic transmission
Cellular component (GO): plasma membrane; dendrite
Molecular function (GO): G protein-coupled serotonin receptor activity; neurotransmitter receptor activity
Source: RefSeq, a predicted model, not a curated record